This is a messenger RNA of Thyridium curvatum, 3141 nucleotides long. RefSeq lists its product as uncharacterized. The transcript is spliced from 8 exons. NCBI's taxonomy places the organism in Eukaryota, Fungi, Ascomycota, Sordariomycetes, Thyridiales, Thyridiaceae. Gene Ontology annotation, molecular function: zinc ion binding; DNA-binding transcription factor activity, RNA polymerase II-specific. The record is from RefSeq and is a predicted model, not a curated record. The coding region runs from base 1 to 3141 and encodes 1046 amino acids. Gene Ontology annotation, biological process: regulation of DNA-templated transcription.
AUGGCGUCCCAGGGAAUUGUCAAGCAGGCACGGGGUAAACCACGCGGCUUUCGUCGGGACCGGGACUGUUUGACCUGCAAGAGCCGCGAUGUCAAAUGCGAUCUGAACCGUCCCACUUGCACACCUUGCCUACAGGCUGGUGUCGUGUGUCGAGGAUACCGGAACAAGAUCAAGUGGACCACAACCGCAACCACAGUCGCCACAACCAGUCGAGAAUCAUCACGGCUGAACAAGACCUCAAGAUGGCAGCCCAAAGCCUCGGACAAUGCCACAAACCUUUCACUCAUCCGGCAAGAGCUAUGCCUUAUCGAAAGGCCAUUGCACGUCGAAGACCUUUACAACGACACGAACUGGGCGACUCACCACGAGAUGUUUUUGGACUUUUUCGAAAGCAAGUUUGAGAAUGCGAUAGAUUCCCUCGGUCCAUCAAGCCCACCGGCGCGAGCAUCUCUUACCAGCGUAUGGAAGUUGAUGCAGCAGCGUGUGAGGCACGACCGGUGCUUGUUGGCAGACGGACAGGAUGUGGAGUAUCUCACACUACGACUGGAUGCCUUGCGCGGCGUGGGCAACGCGAUCAAGGACGGCGACAUCAUGGCAAUCUUCGGCGUGGUCACACUGGGCUUUCUCGAUGUGUACGAGGGCCCCUUUGGUGACUGGCAAGGCCACGUCUCUGGAGCCGAAGCCCUGGUCAAACACUGCUGUACCACCAACCUAGACUUGGAGACAUGCUGUCACCAGAUCCCUGGGUUCAGGCAACUUCUUUCCCUCAUCAUGUGGUACGACCUCUGGAACGUUCUCUUGAACAAGGGAAGAACUCUAUUUUUCACCGACCAGCAGCGCUGCAUCAUGGACCCAGAGUUCUUCGGACUAGUGGACUGUCCCAUGGACACCUUCCACCUCUUCAUCAAGAUAGUGCGCGGCAUGGAGACGGGAGAGCUUCCGGACUUGCAAGUCGAGAUAUCAAAUCAGCUCCUUCUCUUGACCAAGGACGACAGCAAUUUGUCAUCGAUGAUGAGAGACGCCUGGAGAUACUCAGCCGUGAUGGCGGCAUUCGCCACCGGCAAGCGAAAUCAGCAAGCGCCUCACGCACCUAUGGAACAGCUGAUCAAGACGCUAGGGGAUAACAUUUGUCGCAUCACCUGGUCGAUAUCUCCCCUGACGGGCAGAUAUCGGAUGUUAUCCGGGCCAUUAGCCGUCCUCGGGGCCAUCUCCAGGAAUCCGUGGCACAUGCAGACGGUGGAAAUGUAUUGGAAUGUUUGCGAUUCGCUGGCGCGGCCCAUCUACCCGGACGGACGCCAUGUCCGGCCCUGUAUCUAUGGAAAGGUUAUCUGUAAUGCGCUAUCGUACUGUCUGUCAGCCGAGGGUCAAGAGCGCGGCACCUUGGGCCAAAUUGGCAGCUAUAAUCUCCAGGUGUCGGUGCCCCUUGUUACAAACAUCAUGACUCCUGCGGAGACUCCAGAGUGGAAGCAAAUUGCACGGAACAAGCGCGCCGACCAGCAGCAGCUGAUCCCGAAAGAAUGGCGACUUCCAUCGAUGGAACAUCUCCCCAAGAAUGCCCUUGCUUACAUUCGUGAGAGCUCUAUUCUCACCCCGGAAGAGCUUUCCAUAACUGAGAUUACGGAUGCUCGACAUUUGUUGAACAAGAUUGCCACUGGUGGUCUGACAGCUGUGCAAGUUUUACGCGCUUUUUGCAAGCGUGCCGCCAUUGCUCAGCAGCUCGUUGGCUGCUGCACCGAGUUGAUGUUUGAUGAAGCACUCGAGCGUGCUGUUCUAUUAGACAAUCAUCUUGCGACUACUGGGAGGGUGAUAGGGCCUUUGCACGGCCUACCUAUCUCGUUUAAGGACAACAUUGACGUCAAAGGUUACGAUACUACUUGGGGAUGGGUAGGGCUCAUUGACAAGCCAGCUCCAGCUGAUUGUGUGACAGUAGAGGUUCUAAAGUCCCUAGGAGCUGUGCCAUUCGUCAAGACAAAUGUGCCACAAACGAUCAUGAUGUCCGACUCGUACAACCACGUGUUCAAGCAGACGUUGCACUCGUGGAAUAGAGAGCUUGUUUCGGGGGGCAGUAGCGGCGGCGAAAGUUCCCUGAUUGGAGGCAGGGGAUCCAUUCUCGGCAUAGGAACCGAUACGGGAGGUUCAAUCCGAAUACCAUCUAUUGUUCAGGGAUUAUAUGGGCUGUGCCCGUCUGUCGGCCGCAUUGCAUUCGAUGAUUCAGGGUAUGUGGGCUCGCUCCGAGAUAUCUACAUCCGCCCUAAUGCUGAUGACAUCUUCAGAAACCGCCGAUACAUUGCACCUCCAGUAUCUGGGCCUAUGGCUAGCAGUUUGGCCACCAUCGAAACAUUCAUGGAAGCAUACCUAGGUGCCGAGCCCUGGAAGAAAGACCCGACCACUGUACCGCUGCCAUGGAACAACACCCUUGCCCAGGUACCAAGUCGCCCACUGCGUAUUGCGUACUACACAGAUGAUGGGGUGGUACUUCCUCAGCCACCUAUUCGGAGGGCUGUUGAGACUGUUGCCCAGAAGCUCAAAGAAGCAGGACAUCACGUGACAAUCUGGGAUUCUUCAAAUCACGGGCAGCUUAUGGACUACUGGACCAAAACUACCUUGGCCGAUGGAGGGAGUUUAGCCAAGUCAUAUUGCGAUAUGAGCGGCGAGCCGCUGAUUCAGGGGCUGAUAGUAGGCUCUGAGAGCGACAGGCUCUCGAUCGCUGAGAUGGAACAGAUGGCAGAGCUGAGAAUCAAAACCCAGAAGGAGUAUCUCCGCAGGUGGAACGACUCCGAGAUAGACGCGCUCAUUACACCAGCCCUGACGUUCACGGGAUUGCGACCGCGCGAGUGGGUUCAGUCUCAUGCCUGGGUGGGAUACACCGCAGUCUGGAACUGGCUUGGGUUUGCAUCACUUGCAGUGCCAGUCACCACUAUCGACGCAGACAACUCAGCGCCGGACACAGAGUGGGCCGCUCAUGUGCCAAGAAACCCAAGUGAUCAAUACAGCUGGGAGCAUUCUGACAUGCAGGGUGCUUUAGAUGAUCCAGAGUUGGCAUCAGGCAUGCCGGUUGGGGUUCUUGUUGUUGGAGGACGAUUUGGAGAGGAAAAGACCAUUUCUGUAGCGAAGGCGAUCGACAAAGCGCUCGGAAGGUGA